This is a messenger RNA of Caenorhabditis elegans, 1020 nucleotides long. It is a transcript of the gene str-88, whose product is annotated as Serpentine receptor class r-10. Lineage: Eukaryota; Metazoa; Nematoda; Chromadorea; Rhabditida; Rhabditidae. The record is from RefSeq and is marked reviewed. Gene Ontology annotation, cellular component: ciliary membrane. The coding region runs from base 1 to 1020 and encodes 339 amino acids. The transcript has 7 exons. Gene Ontology annotation, biological process: detection of chemical stimulus involved in sensory perception of smell.
AUGAGCGCCAGAUGGGUACUGGAUCUUACGGCUCGUUCCGAAGAGUUCGGUCUCGUCACCGCAGUAUUCUCCAACUCAAUACUUCUCUACAUGCUUUUCUACAAAGCAAAUCCGUCAUUCGGCGCGUAUCGCCGUUUGAUGAUCUCCUACGCUGUCAUUGAAAUGGUAUACUCAAUUCUAAGCUUCACGUCGGGAAUGAUGGCCCACAGUACAGAGACUUCUUGCAUCUCGUUCAACUUGUACCACGGCUACGUUAGUCGAGAUCUUGCGCCGAUUUUUCUGGUUGACUUCUGUGGAAUCUACUUCACUUUGAUCCUUAUUCUCGUCGUUCAUUUCAUCUAUCGCUACGUUGUUGUCUGCGAUUUCCACAAGCUGAGAUUCUUCAACGGACCAUAUCUUAUGUUCUGGGUGAUUGGCGCAGCAGUCAGUGGAUUCUCAUUGGGCUACUUGAAAUUGUGGGCGUUUCCUGAACGAGAGCAUCUGACAAAUGAGCUUCGUGAGGAAUUCUCGCAGUUCUAUAACUUAUCAAUGGAAGAAGUUGUGUACAAUGGGCCAAACUUCUACAAGUGCAAUGAGAUCGGCGAAUGCGCGAGACCCUCAGCUGACUGGAUCAUGCAGCUCAUUCUGACUGGUGGUUUGGUCAACUCAGUUAUCAUCAUGUCCUACUGUGGAUUCUGCUGUUGUAAGAAGCUCCGGGAAAAUAGAAAACACGCAAGCUGCCGGACAGCUGAUCUGCAAAACCAAUUGAUGAUAGCUUUAAUCGUUCAGGCAGUCAUCCCGAUAGUCUUCAUGUACAUCCCUAUACUUCUCUUUUUCACAACACCAAUUUUCCAUAUCGGGUUCGGGCCAUAUAUCAACGUUGCAAUGGCGACACUGGCGAUCUACCCACCAAUGGAUCAGUUUUUCAUCAUCUACAUAAUAAAAGACUUCCGAACCGCUUUAAAAGAGAUCUUCAAAUGCGGAAAAGCUGUUUCUGACGCAUCAUCAUCAUCACAAGCGUUUUCCUCGCGACUGACCUAA